Pseudogymnoascus verrucosus is the source of this 2290-nucleotide messenger RNA. RefSeq lists its product as uncharacterized. The transcript has 3 exons. Gene Ontology annotation, biological process: transmembrane transport. Gene Ontology annotation, cellular component: membrane. The coding region runs from base 476 to 2236 and encodes 586 amino acids. The record is from RefSeq and is a predicted model, not a curated record. Gene Ontology annotation, molecular function: transmembrane transporter activity. Lineage: Eukaryota; Fungi; Ascomycota; Leotiomycetes; Thelebolales; Thelebolaceae.
CCGACACCACACUACGCGCUCUCCACCCCCAAAUCUCAAGAUCUGAGAGAUCUCACUUAGCAGAUCCAGCCAAUAAUGUUGCUUCCAUUCUGUUGAGUUGUUGAGCCGCACAUCUUAUUCCCCUUCUGGAGAGCUAGUUACUACCCUCCGCCUGCCAAGUCAAAUAUAUCGAUGACCUCAGUCUAACGGUCUAGAUGACAUGUGAAAUGGCAUGUGAAACCUGAUAUUGCUGGGCAUGUCUCCACUGAUUAAACUUGCGGCCAACAACUAGUCGAACGAUUGUUCAGAACCAAGCGCGAGUCAUGUCAGGAACCCCCAAUCAGUCUUGGAUCUCAGCGCCCGAGCCGUCAUACGGCCCUGUUCCGCCUCCGCAAUCCCCAGACAUUGAAGCGGAGAAGGUGGGGAACGCGGGGGGAUGUGAUGAUGAUGGAGGGGAUGGCCAACGAGAUGCUCCAACGUACUCGCACGAACGGAGAUGAGGUGCGUGGGGAGAGUUCGGGGGAACACAAGACAGCCGGUUGUGAUACACGUCCUCUCUAUCAAUAAAGGGCCCAUCAAUAAAAGGUCCCCUGCUUCCCCUACACCUUUUCCCACUUCUCAGACCUCGAUAUCAUUAUUCUGUGUUCCGAGACCCCUUUACCCAAUCUCGCCGCACAAGACCUCCAAACACAAGAAAAGCAUGGCAGACUCCUCCCUCUCCGACAGGGAGAAGCCAUACCAAGAUGGGAUCCACGCCGAGCAUCAGGAGCCUGGUUUGAUAACCAAUUCGGCUCCUGUGAAGGACGAAGGGCAAUGGGAUGGUCCCGAUGCCGACUUCUCUGGCGUCGAUAGAGCUGUCGUCCUUCGCAAGAUGGACAUGCGCUUGAUACCUGUACUUGCGUUGCUCUACUUGCUGAGUUUCUUGGAUAGAGGAAACAUUGGCAAUGCCAAUAUUCAAGGGCUAUCAGAGGACCUAGGCUUGACUGGUACUCAGUAUGCUCUCUGUCUAACAGUAUUCUUUUUUACAUAUGCUCUUUUCGAGCUGCCAUCAAACCUCCUCUUAAAGAAACUCCGCCCGUCAGUAUGGUUGCCAUCCAUAAUGGUAGCGUGGGGAACCUGCACCAUAUGUCUAGGCGUGACAAACAACUACGCCGGCCUCCUUUCCGUCCGUGUCUUCCUCGGCCUUGCUGAAGCUGGAUUGUUUCCCGGAGUGUCAUAUUAUUUGACAAUGUGGUACUGCUCGGAGGAGCUAGCCAUUCGGCAAGGUCUCUUUUUCUCCGCCGCUUCCAUGGCCGGCGCCUUCUCUGGGCUCCUGGCUUUUGCCAUCGCUAAGAUGGACGGAGUGGGUGGCUACGAGGGUUGGCGCUGGAUUUUCAUCUUGGAGGGCCUUUUGACAGUCAUAGUGGCCUGUGGCGCAUACUUCAUAAUGUACGAUUUCCCGGACACGGCAUCAUUCCUCACACCCCAGGAACGUGCAUGGGCAUCCCACCGCCUGAAGUACCAAGGCAGCAAGAGAUCCGGAAGGAUGAUUGCUGAGAGUGAGAAGUUCGAGUGGCGCUUCGUGAAGGCCGCAGUGAUGGAUUGGCAGGUAUGGCUAGGCACGAUCAUGUUCAUCGGGAUUGUCUGCCCCCUUUACAGUAUCUCCCUGUUCCUACCCACCAUCAUCAACCAACUCGGCUACGAGGCCGCCACAGCUCAACUUCUUACCAUUCCCAUCUACAUAUCGGCCGCCAUUAUGUGUAUCGGCACCAGCAAACUCUCCGACCGGGCCGCGAAGGCCGGGAAUUCCCGCUGGCCGUACAUCUUCUGGCCCAUGAUUGCAAUCCUAGUCGGCUUCAUCAUCGCGCUCGCCGCAUCCGCACACGGCGGUGUUCCCGGAGUUGUCUACGCUGGUGUCUUCAUCACAACAUGCGGCAUCUACCCAGCCGUCCCCGGAAACAUUACAUGGAUUGCUAACAACCUGGCGGGCUCAUACAAGCGCGCCGCGGGAAUGGGCUUCCAAAUCGGAAUCGGUAACCUCUCGGGCGCGAUGGCGUCGAACUUCUAUCGUAAGAGGGACAAGCCGAAGUUCAUCUUGGGGCAUGCGCUGAAUAUUGGGAUUGUGUCCCUGGGUAUUGCGGCGGUGAUGACGCUGAGGUGGAACUAUGCGAGGAUCAAUGCGCAGAGGGAUAGGGAUGAGAGCGAUGGUGCGGAUAUCAACGAUGAUGAGAUUGCGAAGAUGGGCGAUAGGGCGCCUACAUUUAGAUAUACACUUUAGAGGGAAUAUAGAUUAGGGAUAUCCAUCAAAAAUAUAAAUAACAAUUUGAUCUGA